Zootoca vivipara (common lizard) is the source of this 4746-nucleotide messenger RNA. It is a transcript of the gene NOM1, whose product is annotated as nucleolar protein with MIF4G domain 1. Gene Ontology annotation, biological process: ribosomal small subunit biogenesis. The record is from RefSeq and is a predicted model, not a curated record. NCBI's taxonomy places the organism in Eukaryota, Metazoa, Chordata, Lepidosauria, Squamata, Lacertidae. Gene Ontology annotation, cellular component: nucleolus. Gene Ontology annotation, molecular function: protein binding; RNA binding.
GCUGCCGUUUCUAAGGCCCGUGUUCGAAACAGCCGCGCGUCAAGAUGGCGGCGCCCAUGAGGCGCAACGCUUGAGGGGAGAGAAAGGCCUGAAUUGUGUACGCCGGCUGAGGCCAUGAAGCGGGCGGCCACAAAUGGACAGGGGCACAGCAAGAGGCGAGGGCGGCAGAAGCAGAAGGCCGGGAAUCUGCAGAAACUGGGGCUGGCGGUGCGGGAGUUCGUGGCGGCUGCCGGGGGGUCCGAGGGUGGUGGUGGCGGCGGCGGCGGCGGCCUCGGCCUCCCCUCGACUCCUCUACAGGAGCCGCUGCCGGUGUCGAGCAGUCGGAAGAACCGCCGGGAGCUGCGUCGAGAGAAGCGCAGGUUGAAACGGAGCCGGCGUCGUCGCCUCCUGAACGGCGGCGAGGCGGUGAAAAAUCCUCGGCCUCCUCCUUCGGCAGCGCCAGCUGGAAAGAAAGAGCUGCAGCCGGAGAAGAAGGAGAAGAAGAAGAAGCAGGUUUCCCUGCCGGCCCCGGAACCAGAGAAGCGGCCCCCCGCCGCAGCCGAGGCCCCUCGAGAGAGACCCGGGAAGGCCUCUCCUUCGGCCGAGGCCCUGGCGCGCAAGCGAGCCUUGCUGGCGGCCAACGAGGAGGAGGAGCGGGAGAUCCGGCGGCUGGAGAGGCAGCUGGGGCUCGGCAAGCGUCGGAAGAAGAAGAAGCAGCCGCUGGAAGGGCUGGCUGAGGGGAUGGAGGCGACCUUGCCUCCCAGCUUCGCCAGAGACGGGCUGGGUUACGUGCUGGGAGCCCUGGUGACAGGGGGCCCCUUCUCCGGCCUGUACGAGAGCAGCGAGGGGGAAGGAGAGGGAGAGGAAGAAGGAAAGGGGCCGGGGGAAGAGGGAGGAGAGGGGUCUGAGGAAGAGGGGCUGAGUGGAGAUGAGGAAGUGGGUCUGGGAGAAGAGGCCGAGGAGGAUUUCGCACUGGGAGAAGACCCAAUAAGCUCAGAAGAAUUCAGUGGGGAAGGAGAAAGCGAGAAUGAAGAGGAAGAAAGCAGAUCCCCUGACCUAAGAAGCCCAGAGUCUGGAGCCAAGGAACCCACCUCUCCUGGAGAGCAGGAUGAGAAUCCUUGCCAAGAUGCUACAAAGUAUAUUCCCCCACAUAUGCGAAGGUCUGAAGAGACAAUAGAUGCCCCAAAAAGGGAAGAAUUGGAAAGGCUGAGGAAAACACUGAAGGGCCUAAUUAACAGGUUGAGUGAACCAAAUUUAGCCUCUAUAAGUGGACAGUUGGAGGAGCUCUACAUGGGGAACAGUAGAAAAGAUAUGAAUGAAACGCUGACAGAUAUCCUUAUCAGUGCUUGCGUUACAGAAUCAGCAAUGCCUUCCAGGCUGGUGAUGGAGCAUGUGCUUUUAGUUAGCAUCCUUCAUCGGACAGUGGGAAUUGAGGUUGGUGCUCACUUUUUGGAAACUGUGGUGCGGAAAUUUGAUGAAGUCUACAAAAGUGAAGCUGAAGGGAAAGAAUGCGAGAACCUCCUUAUCUUAAUUGCUCAUUUGUAUAAUUUUUAUGUAGUGCAUUCACUGCUGAUCUUCGACAUCUUAAAGAAGCUUGUUAGCACUUUUUCUGAAAAGGAUAUUGAACUAAUUCUGCUGCUGCUGAAAAAUGUAGGCUUUUCCUUGAGGAAAGAUGAUGCUUUGGCCCUAAAAGAACUUAUCACGGAGGCCCAGAAAAAAGCAAAUGCAGUAGGAAAGCAAUUCCAGGACCAGUCAAGGGUUUGUUUCAUGUUGGAGACCAUGCUGGCACUAAAAAACAAUGACAUGAGAAAAAUCCCUGGUUACGAUCCAGAGCCGGUUGAGAAACUAAGAAAGCUACAGAGGACACUGACUCAUAAUAGUUCUGGAAAAGAUGCUCAAGUUCGAGUGUCAUUGGAAUCUCUCCUAACUGCUGAACAAGUUGGUCGGUGGUGGAUUGUUGGAUCGUCAUGGACCGGAGCGCCAAUGAUUGACAGCACCAGCAACCAAAUUCAACCAAUACUACCUGUAGGAAAGGUGAGUUCGAAGAUUCUGGAGCUUGCUCGUAAGCAAAGAAUGAACACAGAUAUAAGGAGGAAUAUAUUUUGUAUCUUGAUGACUAGCGAAGACUUUUUGGAUGCCUUUGAAAAACUUUUAAAGCUUAGGCUGAAAGAUCAGCAGGAGAGAGAGAUUGUCCAUGUCCUCAUAGACUGUUGCCUGCAAGAGAAGACUUAUAACCCCUUCUAUGCAUAUUUGUCUGCCAAGUUUUGCGAAUAUGAAAAGCGAUUCCAGAUGACAUUCCAGUUCAGUAUGUGGGAUAAAAUAAGAGAUUUAAGAAACCUGUCCACUACCGCUUUAUCAAAUUUAGUUAAUCUCUUGGCUCAUCUGUUGAAGACUAAGUCUCUGUCCCUCACUGUUUUCAAGGUAAUUGAAUUCAGUGAAUUAGACAAGCCAAAAGUCCACUUCUUACGACAAGUACUAUCUGCACUGUUCUUGAAAACAGAUCCAGAAGAACUAAACCACAUCUUUGGAAAGUUGGCUGACAACCCAAAAUUGGGAAUGCUGCAUGAAGGCUUGAAGCUUUUCCUCACCCAUUUCUUGCUGAAGAAUACUCAAGCUCACAAAAAUGUUGAAGAAGCCACUUUGCUAAAAGAGAGAAUUGAACUAGUGACUAGGACUUUGAAAGCAAAAGAAUCUAAAUUAAAAUUAUAGUGUUAGGUCUAAUAAUUUGUAUCUAUGGGAAAUGCAGACUUAAUGGGGGCAGGGGAAUAACUUGAAUUGGAUGGUCUUCCAUAAGCAGCAGACCUCAUGUUCUGAUCAGUUCCUUCACAGUAAUGUGGAGCUGGAUUAGGUUUGAUAUUCAAACUGGCUAGUAUUUAUUAUCCUUCUGUUAAAAGAGAAAACACAGUCACUAGUGAGGUCUGAAUAAUCUAUACAGUGUAUUUUUGAAAAUAAAAGUUUUGUACCCAUGCAUUUUAAUGUAGCGUUUGAACUUCUUUUUAAAAAUUCAACAACGUUUGCGAGUGGUAUUGCCACAUCAUGUUUAUAGUGAUAAUUUAAAUUCCUCAUUCUCAUGCCAUUCUGUUGUCACUCCCCACUCCCAAUUUAUUCUACUAAAAAAAUUAUAGCUAAUGCAAACAGUACACUGUAUAUCUCUCUGACAGUCCAUUCACUAUUGUUUAGCUACAUGCCUAUUAUAGAUUAUUGAAAUCCGUGCAGAAACUCACAUUGCUACUCCAUGUUACCCACUCCAAAUACUUGGGAAGUCCCCCCCCCCUUUUAAAGUUCCUUUCUAUGUAGUCAAACACUUUUUGUACAUACAAAAAAAACCCAUUACUUUACCCAUUAUGUUCCCUUACUGAAUUCCAUAGAAGCCAAAUGUAAGAUGAGGGCAAAUGUCUGCUGUCACCUUAUGGAUUAGAUUUGCUUAAACUGAAAUUUUUGCUAGGGCGUCACAGUUCUCAGGUCCAUUUGCUGCAUUUUCUUCUGCCUGUGCUUCCACAGAAGCUGAUAAAGAGUAGCUUCUUAAGGACAAAUAUCAAAAUGGGAGCCACAAUUUCCUCAUGCAGCAAAGGCAACAGAAACUUGUGUCUCCUUAAAGACUAUGAAAUUCAUUGUGUGUGCAAAACAAAAGCUUUUUUGCUGCAGUAGCUUUAUUAGUUUUAAAGUGCCACUAAUUAUUGAUUUUGGUUACUGUCCACAAAUCUAUGACCUCAUCAAAUCAAGCUGAGUAAAAUAAUAAUAAGCAAGCCAAGUGGAUUUUUACUUUACAGCAGAGUUUCUUAACCUGUGGUCCAUGGAUCUCUAGGGGUCCAUGUACCAGGUGCAAAAAAUGACUUUUCCAUUGGGAUUAAAUAAAUUGUAUACAGAAUUUUAUGUGUAUAUGCAUUUUUCUGGGUAAGGGGUCUAUAGUUUCAUCAGAUUCUCAGAAGGGGUUUGUGACCCAAAAUGAACCAAUACAUUACAAUGUCACUUAAGUUUCAUGAGGCCAUGUAUCUUGCCUGUCCUUCCAAAAACAGGAUAAGAAAAGGCAAUACUUAGUUUGGAGAAUUUGUGAAAGAAUCGCUCAACCAGUUCAUUUGCUAAAUUGAAUGUCCAUGUAACAAAAAUUAGGACUUUGCUUGUCUUGUGUAUACUAUGAAACAAGUGUGUGGAAGUUCUAACCCUCUCGACGUCAUUGGACUGCAACUCAUUUAUGAAUCUAUUUCAAUGAGGCAUGCCAAAGUAAUCUUGAAAGACAAUAAAAACCAUCUACAAAACAACUAUGCAUAUAAAACACAAUUAAAACAAUUGCAUAUAAAACCAUUUCAAAUAAAUUCACAUACUGACAAGAUAAGAUUCGGUACUUAGAAGUCUUGUUGAAUGACAGGUCUUGUUAAAGAAGAAAAUAUUCAGCAGGCACCAAAAAUAAAAGAUUGAAUUAAAUACAGAAUUGCAGUCUGACUUCAGUUUUGUAUUUCCUAUUGUGGGGGAGAGGGAAGGGUUGUAACUGUUUUGGGCUAUAACUGACAUCCCUGACCAUCAGCCAUGCUCCCUGGGACCCGUGGGACUUGUUCUCCAACAACAUAUGGAGAACAUCAGGUUGGCUUUCCCUAUGGAUAAGAAUUCACUGCCGCCAAGGGAUAUUUGGCUUCAAAUCCCUGUAUGUUUGUAAAGCUUGCUAUGUGUUCCUGGACCCAUCAGCCUAUCCCAGGCAUCCCCAAACAUCGGCCCUCCAGCUGUUUUCGACUACAAUUCCCAUAAUCCCUGACCCCUGGUCCUCUUAGCUAG